This is a messenger RNA of Plasmodium vinckei vinckei, 6261 nucleotides long. RefSeq names its product conserved Plasmodium protein, unknown function. Gene Ontology annotation, cellular component: AP-type membrane coat adaptor complex. The transcript has 2 exons. The record is from RefSeq and is a predicted model, not a curated record. Gene Ontology annotation, biological process: endosomal transport. The coding region runs from base 1 to 6261 and encodes 2086 amino acids. NCBI's taxonomy places the organism in Eukaryota, Apicomplexa, Aconoidasida, Haemosporida, Plasmodiidae.
AUGAACAAUAAUAAAAUGGGAUGUAGCAAAAAAGAUGGUGUCAAGGGUAACCAAAAGGAAACCCAAUUAUACAAACUAGACGAUGAUAUUAUCGAAAUAAUUAUUUUUAAUAUUUUAUCACUAAUAAUUGUAAAUGAUGAACUAGAUAAGAAGAAUUUCAAAAAUAAAAUAAUAGACUCUAUUAUUAUUAAUAAUAUAAAUUUUAUUUUAAAUAAUUUUUAUAUGUUUUCUUUUAAUAAUAUACAAAAAUUAUUAUUUAUAAUUGACAUGAUAUUGAACAAUGAAGUUAUUUAUUAUAAGUUUAACAAAAUAAUCGAUAUAAGUACCUUAGAAUGGAAUAACUUUUCUAUUACUACCAAAAACAGUAGCAUUGGAAAUAGUGGUGAUACAAAUUUAAUAAACCGAGAAAGAAGUAAUAUUGCAACAAACAAGAGUAACAUGUCUAAUAAUAUUAGCAGUCAUAAAAAUGAAAAAAAGAAUGAAUAUAAAAAGAAAAAAUACAUAACUGGAAAACAAUAUACAUAUAUUACAGACAGCUAUAAUAUAAACAAUAUAAACAAUUAUAUUGACGAUAUUUUUAUUUAUAUAGAAGAAAAAAAUACUUAUUUAAGUAUAUUUCACUUAAAUUAUAUAUUUAAAGAUAAUAAAGAAUAUGAGAAUUAUUUUAAAAAAAUAUAUGAAAAUUAUUUAUCCUUUGGAAAAUAUUAUCAUAAUAUUACCAAAUUGUGUAAAAAGAAAUAUCAAGAAAACACGCCUUUAUACAUAAAAAAAAGUAAAUAUAUUGAAUUAUAUAAAUCUUUGAUAAAAUAUCAUAUUUCAAAUUAUAAUUUAAUAGAUAAAAAUGAUAAAGAUUAUGAACAAAUUAUAUCUACAUUAUAUGAAAAGGAGUAUAGUUCUUCAUCAGAAUGUUAUGAUGAUUUUGAUGAGGUACAUAAAAAAAGCACUUGUAAAAAUAGUAUGAAAUAUACAAAAUGUGUCAAUUGUGGUUAUACUAUUAAAUCUUCUAGUAAUACACAUAGUUGUAAUAAAACAAAUUAUGAAACAACUAAUUGUAUAGACGAAAAAUACAUUGUAUAUAAUAUAAUGAAUGAAGAAAAAAUUAAAAAAUUAUAUAAAUACAAAACAAAAAAAUACAAACUAAUGAUAAAUAAUAAUUUUAUAAACAAACAAUCUUAUAUUUCUAUAAAUAUUUUCCCAUGUAAUGACAUACAUAUAUAUAAUAUAAAAUUUCAAACAUUAUCAACAAAUGUAUUUAUAAAAUCGCAUUUAUUAAUACUAUAUACAAAUAUGAUAUUAUUUUUUAACUUAUUAAACUCUUGUUUAUAUUUGUGGGUAUAUAAAUUCAUAUCAUUUCUUAUAAAUAUAUUAAACAAUUUUAAUAAUACGUUAUAUAUAUAUUUAGACAAUAGCAAAAUUCUUUCUCAGUAUAAUAAUAAUUCACAUUUAAAACUUGAUAAAAAAAAUAUGUACGCCAAAUAUAUAACUUCUAUUAACAAUUUAGAAAAUAUAAAAACGGACUCUUUAAAAAAAAUUGUUCAAAAAUACUCAAAGGAAGACAAUAAAAUAAACUUUAAUUUUCCUUCCGAUAAUUAUGGAUAUAUACAAAUUUAUGAUAAGGACAAAAAAGGAAACACCAAAAAAUUUGUUUUUCAUCAUUUUGUUCAAAUGCAAAUUUUUAAAUAUUACGCUAUCUUGUGCCUAAUAGAGAUCGAAAACUUUUAUCAAGGAAUAUUAUCAUGCUUGCUUGGAGAUGUGUACAAUAAAACGAUUGGAAAAAUAGGCAAGUUUAGCAUAAAAGAUAAUUAUUAUGAUACAUUUUUUAUUAGAAAUAAGCAUGAAAAGACAACAAAUGAAUCAAAUUUUACAAACAAUAAUAUCGAUUUAUAUUUAUUAAUUAUUGAAACGAAAAAUAUAAUGUAUAAUAAUAAUAUAAAAAGCGAAGACCAAAUUGUGAAUGUAUUAACACAUUUGUAUUUCUUAAUAUUAUUUAAUUAUAUUAAUAUUUUAGUGCAAUAUUCAGUUAUAGAUAAUAUGUUUAUACAAAAUGAAAACAACUUUAAAGCUAUGAAUAAUAUAAAUGAAGCAAUUAGCGAUAAUAAUGAUAAUAAUUUUGUUAAAGAUAAAUACGAAAGUAACAAAAAAGAGAAAAAUGAUGUAUACAUAUGUAAUAACAAUGAGUUAUGCCAAAUAAAAAACAAAAUUAUCGAGUUAAUAGAUAAAAAAAAUGUAAAACUUGAACUUUUAGAGUUUCGUAAAAGUGAAUAUAUAAUAGAAAAACCGAGUGAAAAAAUGAGUUUUAAUGGUAGCUUAAUUACAUUACCAUUUUAUACAAAUUUUAAUUUAUUAAAUUAUGAUUUUGAUUAUAAAAAUUGUUUGGAUCCUUCCUCUAACAACCCAAAUGGUGUUCGAAAUUGUGUGCAUAUACAAUCCAAUGAAAUACAAAAUAAAAAUGCAGAUAUUCAAAUUUGUCAGAAAGACAAAAAGAAAGAAGAAACUAUUAUUUCCAAUUCUAUUAAUUCCUUAUCUCCAAUAUUUAUUGACUUAGUGAAGGAAAAAAUUCAAAAUAUUUUUAACCAUAAUUUUGAUUUGAUAUUUCAUUAUAAUAUCUAUCUUCCUUUUUAUAUCAAUACUUUUGGUGACAUACUAAAAAAAUACAAUUACUUUUUAUUUGAAAAUAAUAGCUAUUACUUUUGUCUAGGUUUAUCUUAUUUAUAUAUUUCAUAUGACCAAAUUAGCACAGAAAUAAUUAAUGAAAUGUGUAAAAAGGUAUUAUUAGUAAUUAAAAAUAAUUAUUAUACAGACAUUAGUAAAAUAAUUAUAAUAAAUGUUUUUAUAUCUUUUUUAAACAAAAAGGAUGUUUUAAAUUUUUGUGAACAAAAUAUUAAUUCGUACUUUCCUACACUAUAUGAUAGUAAAGAUUUAAUUAUUACAAAAUAUAAUUUCCUUUUAAAAUUAAUACGAAAAAAAAAUAUUUCAUUAAAUUUGUUGGAUAUAUAUAUCCAUUUAUGUACCCAUAAAAAUAGUGAAGCAAUCAAAGCAUCAUCACAACAAUUAACCUUACUAACUGAAAAUAUUAAAUUUUGCAAUGAUUUAUUAUCUAUAAUUAACCCUCAAACAAAUUCAUGUGAUAAUGAAGGAUUAAUUUCCAUGAACACAGAAAGUGACGAUUCUUAUAGCCAUAGCAUUACUGAUUUCCCCAUAUUUUCUUUAUCCAAUUUUGAUACAAAAAAUUGUAGUAAGCUUGAAAAAUACACAUUGAAUAUGAAGGUAAAAAAUAAUUCUAAACAUAAAUAUGGUAAAGAAAAUACAAAAAUUGAAACCAAUUUUGAUGAAAGAUGGAAUGGGAGUUUUUCUUAUUAUUCAUAUGAUAUUGAAAGUGGGGAUAUGUCUAAUUUUACAGGGAUAAAAAGAAAAGUACCAAAAAAAAAUAAAAGAACAAAUUUUAGCAACAUAUUUGGAAGCUACACCAAAAUUAAUGAAAAUAAUAUUUCUGAUAUAUCACAAAAUGAAAAAAAUGUGAAUAUGAAAAAAAAAUACUUUUUAAUAUUUUCUUAUUAUAUUGUGAAACACUAUAAAAGAAAUACAAUUGUAAUGAAUAUGUUAAAAAGCCUAGUACUUAACAUUUUAUUAUUUAAUCCAGAUGAAAUAAAUCUAUUAUUUUUUAUCUUAUAUUAUUUAUAUAAAAAAAAAGACAUUGAAUUAUUUAGCUUUAUGGAAAAUGUUAUAUUAAAUUGUUUAUCCCAUUUAUUUAAUAAAAAAUAUAAGAUAAUCGAAUUUUCUGUAUUUUUAUAUUAUCUUGUAAAAAUUAAACAUUCAAAUACAAUUCAUAUACUUAAUAUGCUAUCAGAUGUUUUGAAAAAAUACAAAUUCCCUAUUAAGGUAUAUAUUAUUAUAAUUAAAAUUAUCAAGGUUAUUUUGCAAUAUCAUAAUAUUAAUUAUAAUUAUAAAUAUUUGUUAUCAAUUUUAGAAAUAAUUCAAAACAUACAAAAUAAUCCCUAUUUAUAUCGAGUUAGUACAUAUUAUAUUAAUGUUAUAGAAAAUAAAAUAGCUUUUUUGGAAUGUGAUUAUUUUAAAAUUCAAAAAAAUACUUUGACAAAUUUAACCCUAAAAUAUGAUAUAAACAAAAAAAAUAUUAUACCUGAAAAAUAUGCAAAGACAUAUAUACUAUCAGGAUAUAUAAAAUUAAUUCAUUAUAAACAUGACAGAAAAAACAUACUUAACCUGUGUGAUAACGGGUCUACUAUUUUUUAUUCUCAACAAAAUGCACCAAAUAUUAUUAAUAACAAUAAAAUAAAUAGUGAUAUAAUUUCCUUAGAAAAAUACUAUAAUUGUAAUGAUUUUAAUUCCGAACCUUUCUAUAGAAUAUACAAAGAUAAGGAAUAUAAUUUGGAGCAAUACAUAAACUAUAUUAUGAAAAAUGAUCAUUAUAUUUAUUUACCCCUGUCUUUAAUUUAUGCCCCUAAGUAUAAAAAAAAAUUUAUAAAAAAUUGCAUCAGUACAAAUAAUUCCAAAAUAGAGAAUAAAACCAUUUCAAGACAUGACUUGACACAUAUAAAAAAAAAAUAUAAAAUAAAAUACAAAGACAAAAAGUUAUAUUCCCUUAAUAUUUGUUUUAUUCACAAGCCACAUUUUAUUAGCAUGCAUAAUGUCUAUAUUCCAUACAUAGAAUUUGGCGAUGAUAUUACUAAACAUAAUAAUCGAAAAUUCAGAAAACAAAAUAAAAAAAAAUGCCACAUAAAAGGAUGUAAUAAAGGUGUAAAUAUGUUAAGAAUACCUAAUAAAAGGAUAAGUUUUAUCUUACAAAAAAGAAACAAAAAAGUUUUUUUUGGUUACUCUAAAUAUAGCUACAUGUUGUGUAAAAGUAUCGCACACGAAAUGAAUUGCUCUAUUUUGAAUAAUAUAAAAAAUAAUGGAAGAAGAAAAAAACAAAAUAUACUUCCAAAUCGUCAAAAUGGUACAUGUAUAAAAAAGGGCAAUCAGUUGUUACAAGAAACAGAAUUCACAAAAAAUAGACAAAUAAAUGAAAUUAUACAAAAAAUAACAAAAAUAUAUAGUAAGAAUUUUGUAAAUUUAAAAAAAGAUUUAGUAAAAAAGGAAAUAUACAAAAGAAAAUGGUAUUUGAAAAAAUGCUUGUUAAGAUUAAAAAAAGUAUAUCAUAUGAAAAAGGAAAAAUCGAAAAAAAAAAUUAUGAAUAGAUAUAAAUUAUUAAUUAAAAUAGGUGUAAAAUUGUUAAUUAACACCACAUUUUAUGCAUAUAUUAUUUAUUUAAACAAAAAAAAAACGUUUAAAAAAUUUUUAGGGGAAUAUGAUUUAAAAUUUACUGAUUUCUUUUUACCCUUUAAAGCGCCUACUAUAUAUUGGAAAAACAUUUUUGAAAAUAUAUGGAAUGGGAAAUUUGAAAAAAUGUAUAAAACUGCAAAAUAUUUUAAUAUUACAUCUGAUCAUGCUUUAGAUGUAGUAAAUAAAAAAUUAUAUCCUUUUUUAAUUAUGGACCAGCCUAAUAUAAAAAAUACUAAAAUUUACAAUAAGCCUAAAUAUCACAUGCAUGUAGAAAAAUCAUAUGCCCUUAAUGAUACCUACUAUGCUUAUAAUAAGAAAAAAACAAAUAGACAAAUAAAAAGAGAUAUAUUGGACGAAUUCUAUAUUGAUAACUAUUCCAUUAAUUCGUCUGACACAAAUUUUAAAUCAAAUAAAACCAAUAAACACCAUUUUAAAAAUAGUGAGGUUAAUACAAAACGACGAAAACAUAGAGGAAAAAAGCAAUUUAAUCUGUAUAAGCCCAUAUUAUUAUACAACACAUUUUAUCCUGGAUUAAAUCAUAUAUGCAAUAAGACUAUGGAAAAAGAAAAGGAAAUAGUUAACCCAGACAAAAAAUUAAAUAAUGUUAUUAAAAUUAAAAAUAAGAUGAAAAUACAUAAUAAUAUAUAUUCAUUGCUAAAAAAUAGGAAAAAAGAGUUUUUAAAUUUUUUAAUUAAUGAUAAUAAUGAAAUUAUUAUAAACAAAAAUAUUCAGAGAAAUGUGAAUAAAAGUGCCAAAGAAAAUACUAAUAAUAGAGCUAUUAAUAAAUUCGUUGGAAUAUUUUUACCUCCUAAGCAUCAUUUGCUAAUGGUUUUCCAAAUAUAUGGCAAAUCAACUAUUGUUAAAAUUCGCACAGAUAAUUUAAACGUUCUGAAUUAUUUGGACUCAUUUUUAGAUGAAUGUAAUUAUUAUACAUAUAUUCAAACAAAAGAUAAACAUAUGUCUAUUUGCAUAUGUGAAUGA